AUGUUGAGAGCUCGUCAGUUCUCCCGUGCAUUGCAUGCCACCUCAAGACACCAACAGGUUCGUCGGGUCUUUUCAUCGUCCGUCCGUGGACUACAAACGUCUGGACUUGACACAACGAACAAAUCGCGUGAACUGUCGACGGUACCACUAAAGGAUGAGCACAAACGCUCACCACCGAAAACCACAGACAAGUUCAUUGGUAAGACAGGAGCUGAAAUCUUUCACGAAACAUUGGCAGAGAUGGACGUGGAAUGCGUCUUUGGCUACCCGGGCGGCGCUAUCUUGCCGGUAUUUGACGCUAUUCACGAGAGCAAACACUUUGACUUUAUCCUUACAAGGCAUGAGCAAGGCGCUGGUCAUAUGGCUCAGGGUUAUGCUCGUGCAACUGGGAAGCCUGGUGUUGUGCUUGUGACCUCGGGACCAGGCGCUACCAACACUGUUACACCUUUGCAGGAUGCACUCAUGGAUGGCACCCCUAUUGUGGUCUUCAGUGGUCAAGUGGCUACGCAGGUGCUAGGCACGGACGCCUUCCAGGAGGCCGACAUUUUGGGUAUCACUCGACCGUGCACCAAGUGGAAUGUACAGGUGCGUGACGUGCGUGACUUGGCACGCAACAUCCGCGAGGCUUUCCACAUUGCAACGACUGGUCGUCCAGGACCUGUGCUGGUGGAUCUGCCCAAGGACAUUACAGCUGGAUUAUGCAAGAGUCCCGUUGCCACUGAGCCGCAACUUUUGGGUUACUAUGGCGAGAAGAAGAUUGAGGGCAACCGUGUGAACCAGGACGCGAACUUGGCAGCUGCUGUCAAGAUGAUCAACAAGGCGAGAAAGCCUCUGAUCUUUGCUGGUGCAGGUGCACUCCAUGCUAGCAAGGAGCUGCGUGCUCUUGCGUGCCAGGCAAACAUUCCCGUGACCACGACACUGCAGGGAAUGGGCACCUUUGAUGAGCGCGAUCCUCUCAGCCUGCACAUGCUGGGUAUGCACGGUUCGGUAUACGCCAACAAAGCCAUGCAAGACGCUGACUGCAUCAUCGCCCUUGGGGCACGCUUUGAUGACCGUGUGACGGGUCGUGUGCCGGACUUUGCGCGUGAAGCACGCCGUGCUUCUGCCGAGGGGCGUGGUGGCAUCAUUCACUUCGAAAUCACGGGCAAGCAGGUUGGCAAGAUCGUGCCUGCCGAUAUUGCCGUGCUCGGCGACACCAAGUACAACCUGCAGCAGAUUCUACCCAUGGUCGAGUCCAAACCGCGUAGCGAAUGGCACAAGAAGCUACAGGGAUGGAAGGCAAGGUAUCCGUUUCGUUACCGCCCGGCUGCUCCCGGUGCAUCAAUGAAGGCGCAGCGAGUUAUUGAAGAGCUGUACCAGCAGACGAAAGGCCGUGAUGACGUGCUGAUUACAACGGGCGUUGGCCAGCACCAGAUGUGGGCUGCUCAAUUCUACAGAUGGUCGCAUCCAAACACAAUCAUUACGUCCGGUGGUUUGGGUACGAUGGGUUUUGGUCUUCCUGCUGCAAUUGGCGCCAAGGCGGGCAAGCCUAAUUCCAUCGUUGUCGACAUUGACGGCGAUGCGAGUUUCUCCAUGACGCUUUGCGAGAUGGCGACUGCUGCCGAGUUUAACAUUGGCGUGAAGGUGUUGCUGCUCAACAACAAUUUCCAAGGCAUGGUCAAGCAGUGGCAGGACUUGUUCUACGAGGAACGGUACUCUGGUACUAAGAUGAACAACCCGGACUUUGUCAAGUUUGCCGAGGCUAUGAACUGCGAAUCUUUUCGUUGCUCAGAGGAAGACACGCUGGAGGAAGACAUGGCCCGGUUCCUUGCUGCCGAGGGUCCUAUUUUAGGUGAGUUUAUGGUUGAAAAGAACGAGCACUGCUACCCGAUGGUCGGAGCAGGUCGUUCACUGGACGAAAUGAUUAUCGGCGACUUUGACGACUGCUCGGGCACCACCUCGGUCUAA
This is a messenger RNA of Peronospora farinosa, 1947 nucleotides long. Lineage: Eukaryota; Oomycota; Peronosporomycetes; Peronosporales; Peronosporaceae. The record is from the annotation of a GenBank genome assembly.